AUGGGCAGUCAAGCAGUUUAUCCCGAACUAGUCCUGGAGCCAAGUACACAGUAUCCACUUGAUGAUAGACAAUCAAAGAAGGUAUGUAGACGUGGCCUGGCCAUAUGUACGGGCAAGGUUCCGAGAAGGUUAACUUUACCAAGGCUUCCAAGCCGGCCGCCAUCUCCGACUGCGAAAGCCGUAUCGACAUGGGAUGAAGUGAUCCCCAAUGAGAACCACAUUAUGCAAGACGUUCCGAUUUCCGAACAGAGCCUCAAGGACCAGGACGCUUAUUUUUCGGAACCCGCAUACCCAGCGCAGGAAGUGCUUUACGCGGCUGCUAACGCGGUACGCGGAGAAGGCUCGCAAUUUGUUCUAUGGGACUAUGAAACAAUACGGCUUCAGGUCCGACCGGUGCGAAUGGUCUCUAUUUCAAGCGCAGCUACAACUGGCAUGCUCCAAGAAUGCGCCAAUGUUGGAAGCUACGUUCGCCGAUUGCGAUAUGUAGUCACCCGGAUAGAAAGUUCACAGGCCAAUCAAAUCUUAUUAGCCUUGGCAAGUGCAAUUGAGGACGAAGUUGACAGGAUCAUUCAAAUAGAGCUGGAUACGCGGCACACUCUUGGCCUGCUCUCGUCCAUCCAAGAGCCUGCGAAUAUGGCCUAUUUGCUGGCCAGAGUUGUGGGUUGUGCGGACCUUUCAGUCGCAGCAGAGCUGCGAUUACUACCUUCGACUCCACAUCUACUCAAUACGGCGUACAAUGAAAUGCUGCGCAUUCAACUGGAGCCGGUAAAGUACGCUGUGUUAUGGAAAAUUGUCGGCCGCACCAUCGAGCCUUGGUUGGCUCAACUAAACCGUAUGCUAGGGUCUGACCCAUCUAUAUUCAGUAUUCCUGCUGAAGUUAUGGUAGCGGACUUUCUGCCUGACAUGUUCAUCGUGAGACAGGGCCCAUUUUUUGCUCUCGACCCGUCCCGACUCCCCAAAUUUAUGUCCUCACGUAUAGCCCAGCUCGCAGUUGAAUGUCUGAACUGCGGACUCAUUUUGAAAUACUUGACACCAAGCCUUGAAUUGCCUAUUGCAUGGUUUUCGUGUUUUCAUGCAAGCUCUUCUCUAGGGCUCAAUUAUGGUAUGAGUUCUGAUCCAUUCAACCCUGGCCAUCUCGAUUCCGAGUACACCGCACCACCCCGAACUAUUUCCAAUGGCACACCAAAAGAUCCCGAGCUUGCCAUGUUUGCGUUGGUUCAGCCGAUUGAACAGCGCCAUGCAGUGCUGAACGCGGCGGCCAUGGAAAUGCUGUCGCAUAAGCUCGAGCCUGUAACUCUGAAGGGCCAUGCAGAUAUCCUCGUCAAUAUAUUCUGCUUGAAGAACGGUAACCUUUUUGCAUCUUUACAAAACAAUAUCGAGACUCUGAAUAAAGAAUCCGAUGCAGCCAAAUGGGAGCUUGCAGCCGACGCCGUCAAGGAAACGCUCAUCCGCACAAUCGAGCAGCUCGAGUUACCGCCGCAUUGUGUAAUAUUCAACUUCAAACGACCUAACGAUAAGUCUUUGACCUCCCCGGUUUCGCCUGUAUACGUUGUUCCUGCACCAGCGGAUAUGAUUCUCACACCGGAAAUCGUGCAUCACUCGACUAUCAUUUUCCACAUACUAAUCGAGCUGCAAACUUCCGUCCAGAAUGCAAUUAAAACCAACGAUCGAGUUGAGACGCAAAAGUUGUUCAGAGACCUGUUUGACAUUUCAUUGGUGGUGUCGACCUUCUCCAACGAUCUGGCUGCAGCUCUCAAUAACCAAGACCAAAAGCUGGCAGGUCUUAUAAACGCAUUCAGCCAGAUAUCUAAUGUCGCUACGAAUAUCCGCCAGAUAAUUGGCAAAGAGAGAAAAAGAUAA
Wickerhamiella sorbophila is the source of this 1860-nucleotide messenger RNA. RefSeq lists its product as hypothetical. Lineage: Eukaryota; Fungi; Ascomycota; Dipodascomycetes; Dipodascales; Trichomonascaceae. Bases 1 to 1860 code for a protein of 619 amino acids. The transcript has a single exon. The record is from RefSeq and is a predicted model, not a curated record.